CUUUUUCUGACAUAUUUUAUGUAUUUUUUAGCAUAUGUUCUUUAUGUCUUCUUCAGAAGGAAUAUCUUAUAUAAAUGAAAACUAUAUUGAUGAGAAAGCGUAUGUACAAUAUUAUAAGGAAUUACAUACAAAAAUAUCUAAAGAAUCCCCAUUUUAUAUCUCGAUGUCGAAGGGAAUUGAUAAAGAUGUAUCAGAUUAUGUUGAAAAAUACAGUGAUAAAUAUAAACCAGUACCUAAAAUGACACAAUCUUUAUUUUUUUUGAAAUUGGAGCCAUUAUUUUUUCCAGAAGAGCUUUUUGACGUAUUUUUGAAAGAAUAUAAGGAUGCAGUAUAUAAGGAAAAAGUAAAAGAACCUGUUGUUUUGCCAUUUCUUGAAGGAUUUCCGAAUAUUUUUGAAGAGGAAAUGAGAGAAUUACAUGAAUGUGAUUCAGAUAUAGUAGAAGAAUGUGAGAGUAGGAAGGAAGAUGGAAAUGAUCAAGAUGAAGAUUUUGAUGAUGAUGAUAAUAAUGAUUAUGAAGAUAAUUACUUUGAUCCAGGUGAUGAAGAUUAUGAAGAUGGUUCAUUUUCUAGAGAUAAUGUUGGCGAUUAUUUUUAAAAUAUUUUGAAUAAAUAGUAAUUAUUUUAUACGGGAUAUUGUAUUUUUUAUAAAGCAAAUUAUAAUAUAAAAG
This is a messenger RNA of Pneumocystis murina B123, 668 nucleotides long. RefSeq lists its product as hypothetical. The record is from RefSeq and is a predicted model, not a curated record. Bases 35 to 595 code for a protein of 186 amino acids. Gene Ontology annotation, cellular component: RNA polymerase III complex. Gene Ontology annotation, biological process: transcription by RNA polymerase III. NCBI's taxonomy places the organism in Eukaryota, Fungi, Ascomycota, Pneumocystomycetes, Pneumocystales, Pneumocystaceae. The transcript has 3 exons.